Drosophila biarmipes is the source of this 532-nucleotide messenger RNA. RefSeq names its product A-kinase anchor protein 14. The record is from RefSeq and is a predicted model, not a curated record. NCBI's taxonomy places the organism in Eukaryota, Metazoa, Arthropoda, Insecta, Diptera, Drosophilidae. Bases 55 to 459 code for a protein of 134 amino acids. The transcript has 2 exons.
UCAGUCAUCUCUCUGAGCUUACCCCAAAAACAACCAACCAAAAACCCACCCAAGAUGUUCAAAUUCGUUGCUGUCAUCGCCCUCCUGGUUGCCACCGCCAGCGCAGGUCUGAUCGAGACCCACCAUGUGGUGCACGAACCCGUCCUGGCCAAGGUUGGCUCUGUGGUGCACUCGGCUCCCUCGGCGGUGUCCCACCAGAGCAUCACCCAGGUGCACAGCAAGGCGGUGGUGCAGCCCGUGGUUGCCCCCGUCGUGAAGACCACCACCUACACCCAGCCCGCCGUGGCUGUCCAUGCUGCUCCAGUGGUCCACUCCGUGCCCGUUGUCCAUGCCGCUCCAGUCGUCCACUCCGUGCCGGUGGUGCACUCCGCUCCCGUGGUGCACUCUGUGGUCCACUCCGCUCCCCUUAUCAAGUCGGUGGUGCACUCCGCUCCUCUGGCCUACACCCUGCACCAUUAAGAUGCCAAAUGUGAUACAGUAUUUACCAUUUUUUGUUCAAAUAAAUCUUUUUCGUUUUUUCAUAACAAGUUAA